AACCCCUCCCUCUCAUGCUGUGCUCACAGGGUUGCAGGCAGGCAGGAAGAAGAAAGUCUUUAGCUCGCAGCGACGCGGCGGACCGACAUGACCGAGGCGGACUUAUACUUCCUGUACCGGGGGGUCUACGUACCGAAACUGAUCCACACCGAGGCGAGCCUGGACUACUUCCAGAACUUUACCUUCCGCCCUCAGGAUGUUCUGAUUGUCACCUAUCCGAAAUCAGGUACGACUUGGAUGCAGGAGGUGGUCCCUCUGAUCGUCAGUGGGGGGGACCCCGCCUCUGUGGAGACCAUUCCCAACUGGGACCGGGUUCCAUGGCUGGAGGAGGUCCGAGCUUCCACACUGAACCUGGAGGGGAGGCCGUCUCCACGCAUGCUCACCACUCACUUCCACUACAGCAUGAUGCCCCCGUCCUUCUUCAAGGCUAAACCAAAGGUGAUCUACGUCAUGAGAAACCCUAAAGACGUCUUUACAUCCAUCUUCCAUUAUUCCAAGAUGGCCUCCUUCCUGGUGACUCCUGACUCUCAGUCCGAGUUCCUCCAAAAGUUCCUUGAUGGAAAAGUUAUCUUUGGAUCCUGGUUCGAUCACGUAAGCGGGUGGCUGAACGCUGAUGACAAGGACAGGAUCAUGUACAUCUCCUAUGAGGAGAUGAUUAUGGACCUGAAGGAAUCGGUGGCGAGAAUCUCUCAGUUCCUGGAAAAGACUUUGGAUGACGAGGUGAUCAGCAAAAUAGCAGACCGAUGUCUGUUCAAGAACAUGAAACAGAACAACAUGUCCAACUAUUCGGCUGUUCCUCCCGAGGUUAUGGACCCGACCAAGUCUCAGUUCCUCAGGAAAGGAAUAUCAGGAGACUGGAAAAACCAGCUGACAGCAGCAGAAGCUGAUCACUUUGAUGCCGUUUACAGGGACAAAAUCAAAGAUGUUCAACAUAAAUUUGUUUGGGAUUAAAGCCGCUGCUCUUCCCUAAUGCAGGAAAACAUCCACCAUAGACUCAAAGGGCUGACGUAAUGUCCUUCUGGUUAUUGUGUAACCCUUGUGCUAUCCUAGGCACUUUAACAGGUUGCUUUAACCUGAGCACUUUAACAUCCCGACUACAUUGGGAGUUGGGUCAUCUAGACCCACUAGACAGUGCUCUGAACCUUUUUUCUUCAAUGAUUUAUGAUCUUCACUGGUGUCCAUGGAUUACAUGAAAUCUUUCCACCUUUAUCCACCUUUGUCAUGGUAGGGAGAACACGUCAAUGUAAGGGUGGGGUCAUCUAAGAUAGCACAAGACGUUUUGACAGAAAAACAGCCACACUUCGGUGAUCUGAAGCAAAAGGAAGCUUUUCUUAAUAUUUCUGCAAAGUUUUCUCUGAUGUCAGGAAGCGUGCUCUUCAUCUGCACAUCUUUGCACAUGUGUACGUUUGACACAACAGGAGGAAGUUGGGAGUUUGUGUGUUUUGAAUGUGACCAUAGUGGAAAUGGAAGAGAAGUUCAAAGUGAGUGAACAUCAGCUUACUGCAGCAAGAGAAAACUUAUCAUUUUUGACAUCAGAUGACAUCUGAUGUUAUUCCCAUUUAUUAACCUGCAGUCAAGAUGCACAUUGCAGCAUUGACUGCAUGGAUAUGAAGUGAAUCCAAGGCUAGAUGUUGUUGGCACGUAUUAGCCUAAUGCUAACCCUUCUCCUGAACCAUGUGAUUUUUUUUAUUUUCAUCGAGACAAUAACUAUAAUUCAGGUCCCUUGGUUUCAUUUUUCCCUCUCUGGUUAACGCGGGGCAGCAAGCUUUCAAACUCAGUCAGAGAGAUGGAAACACCAUCAUCAGGGGAGCUGAAGCCGAGACUCUGGGAGAAUCUAUGAAUGAUCUCAUGAACUCAAACAUGGAGACAAGAAUACCAUGUGGAACUCUUCAAAAUAAAUAAACCUUAUCUCUCAACA
This is a messenger RNA of Oryzias latipes (Japanese medaka), 1918 nucleotides long. RefSeq names its product sulfotransferase 2B1. Lineage: Eukaryota; Metazoa; Chordata; Actinopteri; Beloniformes; Adrianichthyidae. Gene Ontology annotation, molecular function: sulfotransferase activity. The record is from RefSeq and is a predicted model, not a curated record.